This is a messenger RNA of Dibothriocephalus latus, 594 nucleotides long. The record is from the annotation of a GenBank genome assembly. NCBI's taxonomy places the organism in Eukaryota, Metazoa, Platyhelminthes, Cestoda, Diphyllobothriidea, Diphyllobothriidae.
ACGCCAAGCGCUUAUGACUUCACAAACUUUCAAUUCCCCGUCCCCAAGGCCCUCUCCGCUGGUCGCUUUCCGGCUGCUUUCUUCAGCGCAAAAGCCGGCGCUGACUAUCCCACUGCCUCCACUUCCCAACGGCAACAACAGCAACAGCAGCAACAGCUACCGCAGCCGCAUCAGUCGGAUAUUAAAAUGGAUCCCAGCGAGCCAGCGCUGCAGUACCAUCGGUUGUUGGGAUCCACGCCGACGAUGGGACGAAUUCGGUCUCCCUACUCACAGCGGUCGCUCAGCUUCCAGCAACAGCAGCAUCAGCAGGAGGGUUAUAUGGAGGCUGAGGGACAGGAGGAAGACAAGUUCUGUGCUGCCAACCAAAUGGUGUCGAGCCGAUCCGGUUUCGGUCCUUCCUUUGACUGUAGAUACCAGUCAGCGGCACCCCAGGCCUUCCAGGGGUUGCAUCAGCAGUUCGCUGGAAGAGACAGAACUGAUAGCAUGAGCUCGCGGCACACAACAGCCUCCCAGAUGGCGGCUGCAGUGGCUUACAUAUCUGCUGCUGCAAAGGCCGGACAACAGACUGACGAGACCGCCUCCCUCAUGUACUAG